CGGUGGAUUGUAUUGCUGUCUCUGUGUCUGAAUGUCAUCUCAGCAUCAUUUGAUUACAUGUAUGACGAGCAUUCCUUUCUGGACCCUGAGGAUGUCCUGAGUGUGAGCAUUCCCCUUGAGGAGCCGCAGCGCCCUCUACUGGGAGGAACAUUGGUACUACCAUGCUACUUCCAGGACCACACGGUUCCUGAUCCAGGAGCACCCACUAUUGCUCCCCUUUCUCAUCGAAUCAAAUGGAGCCGUGUUACAAAAGAAAAGGUCACAACUGUCCUAGUGGCCUUGGAGGGAAGGGUGCGUAUUGACGAGAACUACCUGGACAGGGUCCACAUGGUGGACUACCCUAUGACCCCCACAGAUGCUAGCAUCAAGAUAACAGAGCUGCGCUCCAAUGACUCCGGAUACUACCGGUGUGAGGUUCAGCAUGGCAUCGAGGACAGCCACGACAUUGUCCAUGUGCAGGUCCAAGGUGUUGUGUUCCACUACCGGGCCAUCACUACCCGCUACAGUUUAACUUUUGAGAAGGCCAAGGCAGCCUGCAUCCAGAACAGCGCAGUCAUUGCUACGCCUGAACAGCUCCAAGCUGCGUACGAUGAUGGAUUCCACCAGUGUGAUGCUGGCUGGCUCUCUGAUCAGACAGUCAGGUACCCAAUCCAAGAUCCUCGUGAGAACUGCUACGGUGACAAAGAUGAAUUCCCUGGAGUCAGGACUUACGGAGUGAGAGACGUCAACGAGACCUAUGAUGUGUACUGCUUCGCUGAGAAGAUGACAGGCAAAGUUUUCUACACUGGCUCUACGGCUAAGUUUACAUAUGCUGAGGCUGUGGAAGCGUGCUCGAAGCAGGGAGCCCAGUUGGCCACCACUGGUCAGCUCUACCUGGCCUGGCAGGGUGGCAUGGAUGUCUGUAAUGCAGGCUGGCUGGCAGAUAAGAGUGUCCGCUACCCCAUAAAUAUUCGCAGGCCACAGUGUGGAGGAGGUCUGAUUGGCGUGCGUACUGUGUACCUCCACACCAACCAGACAGGAUACCCACUUCUUGAUUCCCAUUAUGACGCCUUCUGCUACACGGACUCCCUUGAUGAGGAGGGCUCAGGCAUAGACUCCUUUACAGAGGCUGGAAGUGGCGUGCUGAGUGUUGCCACAGUGACAAGGAGUCCAGACAUCUUCUUUAGGAGGACGACUACAGAGAGCGAGGCGGUUGGAGAAUUGUUCACUCAGCGGCCCACCGGUGUGGACUUCACUUACACAGAGAGCCCCUCUGAGCUGCCGCUGCCCCAGCCCCCCAGCUUUACAGAGGUGAUCAGGGAGGAGAUAAAGGCAGUCACCGCCCAGCCAGAUAUAGGCAGAGAGCCCAGCAGAAGCAUCGCGAUACCUCCAACUGGAGUGGUGUUCCAUUACCGCUCAGGCUCUGGUCGAUAUGCGUUCACCUUCAUUGAUGCCCAGCUGGCCUGCCAGAGUAUCGGCGCCUCCAUUGCCACCCCAGAGCAGCUGCAGGCUGCAUUUGAGGCUGGCUAUCACCAAUGUGAUGCAGGCUGGCUACUGGACCAGACUGUCAGGUAUCCCAUUGUUUCCCCACGAGAUAAAUGUGCUGGCGACUUGGAAGAUCGACCUGGAGUCAGGUCCUACGGCUUGAGGCCAGCAGAUGAGCAGUAUGAUGUGUACUGCUACACUGAUAGUCUCAGAGGUGAAGUUUUCCAUCUGGGUUCCAGUGAAGGUUUCACCUAUGACGAGGCUCUGUCCGGCUGUCAGGAGCAGAAUGCUACCCUGGCUUCCACGGGAGAGCUGUAUGCUGCCUGGAAACUGGGCUUUGACAAAUGCCGUGCUGGCUGGCUCAUGGAUCGAAGUGUCCGCUAUCCAAUCAACAACCCCCGUGCACAAUGUGGAGCCGGCAAGCCAGGAGUAUACACUAUAUAUACACACUCCAACCAGACAGGGUACCCUGACCUUUAUGCUAGAUAUGAUGCCUACUGUUUCAAAGCGGAUAUUCUACUCAUUGCCAAUGAAACUGGAUUGAAUAUCACAGAAGUCCAGGAGGCUCUGUUUAACCUAACAUCAAUAACCGAUUUGUUGAGGCCUGCUUUUCCCUCCAUCGCCACUCCCAUCUCUGUGGAGUCCUCAGGCUCUGGUUCAGGCUCAGCAGACUUUCAUUCUGGGUCUGGGGUCAGUAGCACCUCUGGUGAUCAUUCUGGAGAUCUAUCAGCUUCUGGGGAUCUAUCAGGUUCUGGAGACCUGUCUAUCUCUGGGGAUCUGUCUGGUUCUGGGGACCUAUCAGGUUCUGGAGACCUGUCUGUCUCUGGGGAUCUGUCUGGUUCUGGGGACCUAUCAAGUUCUGGGGGCCUGUCUUUCUCUGGUUACCCAUCUGGUUCUGGGGAUCUCUCUGGCUCUGGAGACCUGUCUGUCUCUAGAGACUUAUCUGGCAGUGGGAGUGCUGAGCUGGCCAGUGGAGCCUCGGGUCUUAGCAGUGGGGACAUCUCUGGAUCAGGAUUCAGUGGAGAAGGAUCUGGUUUCACAGUCAUUUUCUCAGGCAGUGGCAUUGUUAUGUCUGGAGGGGCCUCAGUUUCUGGAGAACUCCAAGAGGCCGGAGAGGGAAGCACAGGGAUACUCAUCUUCCCCUCUGAGACUGGCUCUGGGAUGUUCAGUGGUAGUGGGGACCUGUCAGGAUCUGAGAGUGGGUCUGGCUUCAGUGCUGAAGGGAGUGGCUCCAGCAGCUCCGGGUCAGGUGGACAGUUCUCUGGCAUGUGGUCUGGUUCCAGCCCUAGUCAGGAGUUUUCUGGGUUCAAUGAUUUCCUCUCCGGAGUAUACCCUUCAGGAAGUGCUAGUGGGCUCUCAGGGGAGGGGUCUGGCAGUGGGGAUGCUCAGAUCCUCCUGAUAGAUGGUGAACUGAUUGACAUGUCCACCUCACGCACCCACAAAGAACAUGAGCUUGGGGGAGGCCUUCUGGAGUUCAGUGGCUCUGGAGACUUUUCAGGAUCAGGGCUUCCCAGUGGUGAUCUCAGUGGCUCAGCCUCAGGGAGUACCUCAGGGUUUUUCUCAGGUGUGACCUUUGUGGGGUCAGGGUUCAUUGACCUUACACCAUCAUCCUCUGGAGAACAGGAGGCCUCUGGGUUUUUAUUAUAUGGCUCUGGACAGGGAAGUGGUGGACAUUUUUCUGGAUAUGAAACCUUAGGAUUCCCAUCUGGGUCUGGAUCGGGAAUCUCGGGAUCUGAGUCUUCUGCCAGUGGAGAAGAAGGAAGCGUUACAUUCUUGACUGGGGAUUUUAUGACAGAAGUAUCAACAACAACCACUGUCUCUAUGGAGCUUGGACGGAGCCAAAUAGAGUACAGUGGAGACGGAAGCACCAGCAUUGACUUUUUCUCUGGUAGUGCAGAUGCAUACUCCCCCACAGCCAGCGGUGUCUCAUCGGGUACUGCCUCUGGAGAUCUCUCUUUUGUGGUGCUGUCCUCUCCGUCCAGUGAGUGGGAACAGACAGUGAGCACAGCAGGGCCAGAGGAGGCACUGACUGGGACUGAACUGAUGGGGACCACUGAUGACAACUAUGGGACCUUCGGCCCUGCGCUGAUGCCAGCAGGACUUGCUGCGGCUGCCACAACAGUGCCUACUAUCUCUCUGCAGACACCAGGCAUCAUCGAAGGACCUCGUUCAGUGGAAGGUGCCUCUGACCCAUGUGAGCCCAACCCAUGUGGUGCUGGUUCAUGCACUGUAGAGGAUGGGGUUGCUGUGUGUCAUUGCCCCCCUGGACUAACAGGAGAGGCAUGCCAGUAUGAUGAGCAGCAGUGUGAGGAAGGUUGGACUAAGUUUCAAGGCAACUGUUACCUGCACUUCACUGAGAGAGAGACCUGGCUGGAUGCAGAGCAGCGCUGCAGGGCCCUGAAUGCUCAUCUGGUCAGCAUCAUCACCCCAGAGGAGCAAAACUUUGUCAACUCAAAUGCACAGGACUACCAGUGGAUUGGGCUGAAUGACAAGACAGUAGAGAAUGACUUCCGCUGGACAGAUGGUAUUCCAUUGCAAUUUGUGAACUGGAGGCCCAACCAGCCAGAUAAUUACUUCAACUCUGGAGAAGACUGUGUGGUGAUGAUCUGGCAUGAAAACGGCCAGUGGAACGACGUGCCCUGCAACUACCACCUACCCUUCACCUGCAAGAAAGGCCCAGUGUCAUGCGGCACCCCGCCGGAGGUGGACAAUGCUAGCAUGUACGGUCAUAGGAGGGAGCAGUACCCGGUCAACUCCAUCGUUCGAUAUCAGUGUAACUCUGGUUUUAGACAGCGCCACCCGCCAGUGGUACGCUGUAAAGCAGAUGGACAGUGGGAGAAGCCCCAAGUGGAAUGUACUCCUUUGAAACCCAACGAAAGAAUACAGCGGAGGAGUACCAGGAGUCAAGCAGAACCAGCCGGCAGCGAGCUUCACUAAGGGAAAGGCAAACUUAGUUAUUUUAAAAGAACAUUUACAGCACACAAAUCAAUUUUCCUUUUUUAGUGAAGAGGAUUGAAGGAUUAAAAGAUGUACUGCAUCACGGUAAUGUGUUUUUUUGUUCGUUUGUUUAUUUGUUUUCUUCACCGUCCCCCAUCCCAUGGCCUUUAAUUAUGUAUAAUAAUUUUAUUGUUGGGAGUUUACAUUCACCAUGUGUA
Molecule: messenger RNA, 4619 nt
Organism: Myripristis murdjan (pinecone soldierfish)
Lineage: Eukaryota; Metazoa; Chordata; Actinopteri; Holocentriformes; Holocentridae
Product: aggrecan core protein-like
Exons: 18
Coding region: 58-4401 (1447 amino acids)
Biological process (GO): positive regulation of neuroblast proliferation; cell adhesion; glial cell differentiation
Cellular component (GO): synapse; perineuronal net
Molecular function (GO): hyaluronic acid binding
Source: RefSeq, a predicted model, not a curated record